This is a messenger RNA of Momordica charantia (bitter melon), 2007 nucleotides long. NCBI's taxonomy places the organism in Eukaryota, Viridiplantae, Streptophyta, Magnoliopsida, Cucurbitales, Cucurbitaceae. The record is from RefSeq and is a predicted model, not a curated record.
CGGCUUAUGGUUGAUUCUAUACGAAGCUGUACUUCAUCGGACGAAUCAUUAUUGUUCACAACUUUGAUUGAUUCCCAUCUUUGUUUGUUUGGUUCUUUCUGGAAUAUCCUUCACUGCUUUCCGUUUGGAAUAUUCAAAUUGAUGCUCGUUUAGUUGUAAUUGGAAGAGUUCUGUGGGAGAAUAUGGCUUCAAAUGUACAACACUCUGUGGAGCAACAAUCAGGAACUCAGAAGAUUCAGAUAUACUCUACCUCUAAUACUGGAGUUUCUUCUUUCUGGAGAGAAAAGUAUGAAAAAGAUGCUAAGAAGUACUGGGAUAUCUUUUACAAAAAGCAUCAAGACCGGUUUUUCAAGGACCGACACUACCUGGACAAAGAAUGGGGUCAAUACUUUUCUGGAGAAGAAAGAAAAGUUGUUUUAGAGAUCGGCUGUGGAGCAGGAAAUACAGUUUUUCCCUUGAUUGCUACAUACCCAAAUGUUUUCAUUCAUGCAUGUGAUUUCUCACCACGAGCAGUGAAUUUAGUCAAGACACAUAAAGACUUCAAUGAGAGCCGCAUUGCUGCAUUUGUUUGUGAUCUUACUGCUGACAAUUUGAGCAACCAUGUUUCUCCAUCAUCGAUUGAUGUAGUAAUGAUGAUUUUUGUUUUGUCUGCAGUUUCCCCAGAGAAGAUGUCCCAGGUGUUGCAAAAUGUAAAAAAAGUUUUGAAACCAACUGGAAAUGUUCUUUUUCGUGACUAUGCGACUGGAGACCUUGCUCAGGAAAGAUUUGAUUGCAAAGAUCAAAAGAUUAGUGAGAACUUUUAUGUUCGAGGAGAUGGGACUCGUGCUUUCUACUUCUCUAAUGAGUUUCUUACAAGUACAUUUAAAGAAAAUGGAUUUGAUGUAAAAGAACUUGACGUGUGCUGCAAACAAGUUGAGAACCGAUCGAGGGAUUUGAUUAUGAAUAGGCGAUGGGUCCAAGCUGUAUUCAGCCUUUCAGAGUUUGCAACUCUCGAAGCUGGACUUAGGGAAGGCUUUCUCGGUCAAGUUGAAAUCGAGCCAAGGCCCAAGGAGAACCAUUCAGAGGGGCCUGUCAACGAGUUUGAAGUUGACUUCUCUGAGGGUGUUGCAAUAGAUAUGUUUGGAAUUUCACCUUCUGAGGAUAAUGAGAUUGUUGAGGUGGAUGUUAGAGGAUGGAAUUUCAAAAUCAAAGUUCUCUCAAGAGAGUUCCAACAUACGUGCAAAUCGACUGGUUUGAUGCUGUGGGAGUCUGCUCGUUUGAUGGCUUCUGUCCUGGCAGAAAAUCCAGCUAUAUAUGCUGGGAAGAGGGUGUUAGAGCUGGGGUGUGGCUGUGGGGGCAUCUGUUCUAUGGUUGCUGUUCGAUCUGCUGAUCGUGUAGUUGCCACCGAUGGAGACCCGAAAGCUCUCAACCUAUUAGCUCAAAAUGUAACUUCAAAUCUCGACCAACGUUUCCUCGCCAAAGUUAUAAACACAGAGAUACUGGAGUGGGGAAAUAGCAUCCAUAUUGAAGCUAUCAAGAAAAUCAGCCCUGGAGGUUUUGAUGUCAUCGUCGGCACCGAUGUCACGUACGUUCCUGAAGCUAUCUUGCCACUGUUUAGUACUGCAAAAGAGCUGAUCGCCUCUAGUAAGGAUUCAGAUUCAGAGUCUGCAUUGAUUCUUUGCCAUGUCUUGCGUCGGGUUGACGAACCAACAAUAGUUUCAUCUGCGUAUCAAUUCGGUUUUAGGCUGGCUGAUUCUUGGACCGCAGGAGUCUCAUCCAAGUCAUCCCAAAGCAUUGUGAGUUCUUGGUUCGCUGAUAGAGAUUGGGACAUCCCCAGUACUGCUUUGAAUAUCAUGUACUUCCUUCUAGAUAAGUGAUCAUCAUAUUUUCAUCAAUCAAAUAUGCAAGAUUUCGAUAUUUUAUUUUCCGAACAGUGGAUAUUGUAUCUGUACUAGACGAUGAUUCUACAUCCCAGGUUAAUUUGAUCAAUGAAAUUUACCAGUACGGUGAAAACUGAAAACUGUCAAA